AUUCACUUAAACGUCACACUGAUACAGUUUCCUUCCCGUUUAAUUUUAAUUUAUUUAUUUUGUUUGGUUUCUGGAGGACUUCUUCGUUCUUCUGUUGAUUAAUUGUUCCUUUGUUGUUGAUUGAUACCCUUAAGAUGUCGGUUGUACAGCGCAAGUUGGUCAAUUUCCCGAAGAGUGAAAGGGCCAUCUCUGCUAUUUCCAAGUCUUCUUCGACGGUGGACCUGGAGGAAGUAUUCCGUGAUAGUAUAGAACCGGCCCAACUAAACCUGGUUCAAGAUCUCGACGAGCAGUUCUUCGCCAACUCCUACCGACUGGUGCAGAAUGUCAGCGAUCGCCACCCCACCCUGGCGGCCAGGUUCAAGUUUUUCGUUGACAUCCUUUAUAGACUCCAUGGCCACUACAUCGCCGCAGUGGAGCAAGGCAAAGCGAUGCAGUUGAAGGUGCAAUCGGCGGAUGAGAAACUGCAGCUGGCCCUGCAGACCACGUCCACCUCGGAGGCGAUGAUGGAGCACUUGCGCGAGUCCCUGGAGGACGCCUGGCGGAACGAGGAUGCCACCAAGAAUCGCGAGGAAACCAUGCAGCUCCAGCUGAUGAAGCUGGUGCGCAGCGAUCAGCCAACUCUGUUCAACAGCGCUCUGCCGGAACAGAUGGCACCUACAGCGAAGGACUCCCCCAUCCGGAGCUUGAUCUAUCGGGAGCGCGAUCGCCUGGCCGGCGAGCUGAAGGACUACCAGAAGCGUCUGAACAUGAACCGCCUGUACUCCGAAUCAGUGGAGGGUAUGCUGGAGGUAUCAAAGGAGACGAUUGCCAAGCUCAAUCAGCGGGUGAAGGUGGCCGAGUCGGAGAACUUUCGGUUGGAGCACAAGUGCAACAAGGAGCAGGAAAAGUACGAGGAACGGCUGUUGCACAUAAACAAGGAGUUGGCCCACGUGUUGCAGCAGAACCAGGAACUUGUGGUAUUGGAGAAGGACUUGGCGGAGCUGACCGCCGCCAACGAGGCACUGAAGCAGCGCAACGAUCGUCUCACGCGGGAAAACUAUAACUUUUCGAAGACCUACCGCCUGCUGGAGGACGAGAAGCUCAAAAUGCAGACGAGCCUCAAGAUGGCCGAGGAUUUGAACAAUGAACAGAGACGGGACAAUGCCGAUCUGGAAUUCGCCAGCCGCACUGCCGAGCGGAACGCCAAGAAGUUGGCCGUCGACUCGCUGGUCCUGGAGCGACGUUUCAUCCAGCUGGCCAAGAAGAACUCGGAGUUGAACGCUCAGGUCCUGGCUUAUCAAAGUGAGAUCAAGGUUCUGGAAAAGAAAAUCAUGGUGAUCACUGGCAAGCUGGACGAGGCUAUCCAAGAGAGGGACGACAUGACUCGCGCCAGGGACAAGCUGAGGAUAGAGAACACCCGUCUCAACGACAUUGCGUCCGGAGUGCGCCACGAAAUCGCUGUUGUUCGCCAUCAAAUGCAAGACCUGCAAAGCAAUGUUAACCGGGCCAACACUCAGCUGGACGAGAGGGACCUGCAGGUGCAGAAGAUAGUCCGUGAGAAGAGGGAGCAGACCUUGGAGCUCAACGACGCCUACAAAAAGAUCGAUGGCAUCGAGGAGGCUCUGUCCCUGAAAACGGAACGCGUGGAGGCACUCCAGCUGGCACUGCAGCAGAAGCAUCAGGACUUCGCGAACGCCAAGAAGCAGAUGGAGACCAUUCACUCGGAAAAGGUGCUGCUGAUCAAGACAAUGGACAUGUGCUCGCGGGACCGCUCCACGCUGCAAAGCACGAUGACCAAGCUGACGCACCAGAUCAACCAGAUGACCGCCUCGCUGGCCAUCAACGAGAAGGAGAUCUCCGGUCUGGGCAACCAGAUUGAGCAGCUGAACCGCACCGUGAAGCAGAAGCAGAACGAGAUCCAUGCCAAGGGUCGCCUGUUGGCCAGCACCCGGUCCGAUCUGCGGGAGACGAAGUUCCGGCUGGAGCAGUCGCAGCUCACCAUAGAUUCCGAUGAGAAGCGAUUCAAGACCAUGUCCGCCGCCCUGGAGGAGGUCAAAAAGGAGAAGAGUCUGGUGGGCCUGCAGAUGGUCAGGCGGAACGAUGAAGUGCGUCUGCAGAGGGAGAAGCUGGAGAUGAUGCAGAAGGCCAUCGAUCGGGGUACCUUGCAGUACAACCAGAGGCUGGAAGACAUCCGCCUGCUCAAGCUGGAGAUUGUCAACCUGCGGAUGUCGCGGGAGUGCAUGCAACGCGAGGUGGGCAACCGGGCGACCAUGCGCCAUCACGUGGUCCGACUGGAGCGGCAGCUCAACCAAGAGCGGCUCAGGGUAUCCGCCUACUCGGAGGAGUUGGCCCGCCCCUGUCGCAUCCACCGCUGGCGCGUCCUGCUCGGCAAGGAUCCGCGUCGCUUCGAGCUCAUCCGCAAGGUGCAGCACCUUCUGCGCCGGAACAUACGCCUCUCCGUGGAACGGGAGAACACUGCCAAGGAGCUGGAGGACCUGAAGCGCCUGCACGAGGAGUUCAAGCGCCAGAUCAAGAACCUGCCCGAUCCAAGUGUGCGCCAGAAGCUCUGUCUCCAGCAGCGCAUCAAUCGCCGCCAGAGUCGCCAGCUGAAGGUGAUGAAAGCCGAGCUGAGGAUCAAUGAGAUCGAUCUGAAGGCGCGGGAACACCUGAUAAAGGGCUUCCAGGAGCAGUUGCGAUCGCAUCAUCGGCAAAAUCCGCAGCUCUUCAUUGGCGGCGGGGAUGCAAAGGAUUCCACCGCCGAGACAAUCGACAGUAACUACCUGGAGCAUAUAUUCGAUUUCUCCUCAGCCUGCGGAUCUAAACCAACGUAGUGAUGGUGUCUAUAUGCUAUAAACAUCGAGGUAUCUUUUACACUUUGAAACAAUUAAAGGGAAACCUUUUUUAAA
Molecule: messenger RNA, 2885 nt
Organism: Drosophila elegans
Lineage: Eukaryota; Metazoa; Arthropoda; Insecta; Diptera; Drosophilidae
Product: cilia- and flagella-associated protein 58
Exons: 4
Coding region: 135-2810 (891 amino acids)
Cellular component (GO): cytoskeleton
Source: RefSeq, a predicted model, not a curated record